Messenger RNA from Patella vulgata (common limpet), 1942 nucleotides. Its product is annotated as alpha-glucosidase. The coding region runs from base 172 to 1917 and encodes 581 amino acids. The record is from RefSeq and is a predicted model, not a curated record. The transcript has 10 exons. Lineage: Eukaryota; Metazoa; Mollusca; Gastropoda; Patellidae. Gene Ontology annotation, biological process: carbohydrate metabolic process.
UUCUAUACUAGCUGUAUUCUAUGUACAUAUACGUGAAAUAAGAUAGGUGAAUGUAGAAAAUAAGACCAAGGACACGAUAUAUGGGUUGAUCGUGUGUUUCACCUGCAUUAAAUGAAGUAGGUUGCGUACUUAGUCUGUCCAGAUUCCAGCAUUGAACAUCAGGUGUUAAAAAUGAGAGCUGGACCACUUUUACUUUUGCUAAUUUGUGGCCUUUUCUGUAAGGAAAUAACCGCUAAAUCUAAGUUAAAAUGGUGGCAGACGUCAAUUAUUUAUCAGAUAUAUCCGCGUUCUUUUAAAGAUUCAGAUGGAGAUGGUGUGGGUGAUUUGAAAGGUAUCAUAUCUAAAAUAGACCACUUUGUAUAUAUUGGUGUGAAAGCUAUUUGGCUGAGCCCCUUUUAUCCAUCACCAAUGAAAGAUUUUGGGUAUGAUAUAUCUAAUCAUACUGAUGUUGAUCCUGUAUUUGGCACAUUAGAUGAUUUCCGGAAUUUAUUAACAGAAUGUCACAAGAAAGAUAUAAAGGUUAUCAUAGACUUUGUUCCAAACCACACAAGUGACCUCCAUCCAUGGUUCCGUGCCAGUAUCCGCAAUGAAGAACCGUAUAAAGAUUUCUAUGUCUGGACAGAUGGUAUAGAGGGGCCCGAUGGUACAAGAAUCAAACCUAACAACUGGCUGAGUGUGUUUGGUGGUGAGGUAUGGAAAUGGAAUGAACAACGACAACAGUUUUAUUAUCAUGCGUUUUUAGAAAGUCAACCUGAUCUCAACUAUAGAAAUCCUAAAGUUAUAGAAGAAAUGAAUAACGUCAUACGAUUUUGGAGUGAGAUGGGUGUCGAUGGGAUUAGAGUAGACGCCAUUACAAAUCUGUAUGAAGUAGCAGAUGUGAGUUUAAACGAACCGUUAAGCGGGAAACCUGGCGUUCCGGAGUUUCAAUAUGAAUAUUUAAAUCAUAUCUACUCAUCGAAUUUGCCUGAGAUUGAAGGUGCUAUUCGUGGAUGGAGGAAUGCAAUGAAUGAAUUUGCAAAUGAAGAUGAGUCAAGGUUUAUGGUUGUUGAAUUAUAUGAUACACCAGAUAAUCGUAAUGCUUAUCUGGGAUAUGGUUGUGAUCUACCCUUUAACUUUGAUCUCGUUGAUCCUGGUAUAACUGCUGAUUGUGGAGGUCGAUGUAUGAGAGACUUGGUUGAUAUUGAGUAUUCGUCACUGCCUAAAAAUUCUUGGCCAAAUUUUGUGCUAGGUAAUCAUGAUCGUAAACGUAUAACAAAGAAAAGGGGACCAGGCGCAGCUAAUGCCAUGAAUAUGUUGCUACUGACCCUGAGAGGAACACCAACAACAUAUUACGGUGAAGAGAUCGGUAUGAUAGAAGUUGAUGUACCAUUUGAAGACACCAAAGAUCCUUGGGGAAUAAAUUACGGAAAGGAACGUUAUACAGAAUUCACCAGAGAUCCUUGUAGGACACCAUUACAGUGGAGUGGGGAUUACCAAAGUGGUUUUACUACCGCCGAGAAACCUUGGUUACCUAUACAUGCUAAUUAUAAAACUCUCAAUGUUGAGGCCCAGAAAGCCUCUAAAGAAUUGAGCCCACUACAACUUUACAAACAACUUGGGGAACUCAGAGAAAAUCCAGCAUUUCAAUAUGGCGAUCUUAUCUAUGCUGUCGUCAACGACAAUAUAUUUUCGUACAUUCGCAAUUCUGUGGGCGAUUCUCGUUACCUCGUUACUAUUAAUUUCGGUAAAACUAAUUCUAAAGACGAUUAUACUGACUAUACAGAUGGCAGAGUUCUGGGAAGAAUAAUUGCCCACACUGGUAAUAUGAAGAAUGAACCUUACUAUAAGAAGGACAUGGAGAUACCAUUAAAUGGUAUAUUAUUACAGCCAGAUCAAGGUUUAGUUAUAGAGUUGUUAAAUAAACGACAGGAACUCUAGAUCACGCAAGCACACACAAUAUAGU